AUGUCUCGAUUUUUUGCUGCUACCGUGUACGAGUCGGAUUCGUCGUCGGAGGAGUCCGAUUUGUUGUCGUCGUCGUCGGAGGAUGACUUGAUGCUUUCGUCGUCGUCGUCGUCGUCUGCAGGUGAGAGCGAGGGAGAGGAAGACGAAGAUCAUGAUACGUUCUUUGAGUCCGAUUCGGAACAGGUUUCGGAUCAGGAUGACGACGAGGACGCGAAACCUUACGGUCCCGAUUGGUUCAAGAAGGCCGCGUUCCGGACAGGUGCAGGGAAGAGUGCUGGGGCGAACAGGUUCUUGAAGGGGAGCCGCGACUCAGAUGAUGAUUCGGACGGUGGUGACGGGUCUGGGAUGGACGAUGACGACGAGGACGGUGGGAAGAAAGUCGUCAAGUCUGCAAAGGAUAAGUUGUUGGACGAAUUGUACUCUGUUGGGGACGCUGUGGAUGCAGCCGUUAAUGCUGGUGACUGGGCCGCGGUCUCGAACGAGUUUGAUACGGCAAACAGAUUGCUGAUCAGAACGCAGCAGCAGAACAUGCGCAUCCCUAACGUGUUUGUGUGUAUCUUAGCACAAUUGGAGGACGCUCUUACUGCAACGCCGCAGGAUAAUGCUAUGCCCAAACCAGUCGCAAGAGCACACAAUAUCGUCAAACAGCGUGUUAAGAAGACCGCCAAGGAGUACGAAGAGUUCCUGAAAUUGUACAGGGAAUCACCAGAGAAGUUCACUAGGGACCUAGAGACCACAGAACAGGACCUCGCUUUGCACGAUUCCUCGUCUCCAACCCCAGGUGGUACAAAGGCCAUCAACUUGGCGAACUUGGCCACGGCCACCUCGGAGAGAUCGUUCUUCGCAACGCUCAAGAUCGUCAUGGACUCGCGCGGGAAGAAGAACGCCGCUGCACAGGAUUUGAUCGACAUCAUCCGUGAACUGCUCUCGCUGACGGAUAAACCGUACGAGAUCAUCAUGGCGUACUUGUCGCUCAUCCCGAUCCGGUUCGAAGCCGCUGGGAAUUUGUCGUACCAGCCGCUUGACCAGUGGGCAAACACGUACGAGGACAUCACCAAGUUCUUCGACGUGCUAGAGAAGCACAUCGACCAGUACCAGGUCUCAGAGACCGCUGUGAAGAACGAGAACGUCGAACAGGAACCAGAGAUGGACGCCAGUGGCGUCAAGCGCAUUCUUGGGUCUCUUUUCUCCUUCGUCGAGAGACUUGACGACGAGUGGAACAAAUCCUUGUUGAACAUCGACCCUCACUCCAGUGACUACCUGUUGCGUUUGAAGGACGAACAAAAGAUUUACAACCUUGUCAUUAGAACCCAAGUGUACCUGGCAAAGACUGGAGCUCCAGCUCAAUCUUUGAACAGGGCUCUUUUGAGAAGACUUGACCACAUUUACUACAAACCUACCAGGUUCAUCAAGAUCGUCGAACAGCACGCCUGGGAAGCGAUCGAGCAAAAGGGUGACACUUCCGCGCAGAAGUCCCACUACGACGACGCGUACGUGUUUCAACUGGUGAAGCAAUUGGUCCACGACGUGACGAAGGACCAACAUGAUGACGCAAUCAGGACGCGUGCGUUGUUGUACCAGAUCUAUUUCGUUGCUCUGAACGAGGAGUUUCAGCGCGCGAAAGACAUGCUUAUCGAGUCGCACGUACAGGCGCGCAUCAACGACUUUGACCCAACUCUACAGAUCCUGUUCAACCGUGUUGUCGUGCAACUUGGGUUGUCCGCGUUCCAAUCGUGUUUGAUCGAGGAGGCACACCAAGUGUUGAACGAGCUUCUUGCCGCGUCACAUUUGCGUGAGAUGCUCGGACAGCAGUCCUUGCAACGGAUGCAUUCGUCCGCGGCGCACGGGCCCAUUGACGCGACUCAGGUCGUCGUCGCCCCCGAAAAGCAAUGUCUGCCCUUCCACCAGCACAUCAACUUGGAUCUCAUCGACGUCGUGUUCAUGACUUGUUCCUUGCUGAUCGAGAUCCCUCAGAUGACCGCUUUCUUUUCCGGAAUCAAAGUGAAACGCCAGCCGUUCAGCCAGAAAUCGAUCCGUCGUUCGCUCGAACACCACGAUAAGUCCUCGUACCAGAGCGCACCAGAAUCCUCCCGUGACUACGUCAUCUUCGCCGCAAAGGCCAUGCAACAGGGUGACUGGGUCCGCUGUGUUUCGUACUUGAAGGCGAUUAAGACCUGGAACCUGCUGCCCAACGUCGACGAGGUCAUGAACAUCCUCACGAAGCGUGUCAAGACGGAGUCCCUAAAGACGUACUUCUUCACGUACAAGCGGUUCUACUCGCGCAUCUCUGUGGACAAACUCGCAGACUUGUUCGAGCUCGCACCGGAGGACGUCGUCGCAACGCUGGAGCACACCAUCAAGGAGCUCGAGAUCGCAGCGGUCGCCGUUGACUCGGACAAGAGAAUGGUCGUCGUGGACCGUGGUGACGAAAUCACGAAGCUGGAAGAGGUCGCAUUGAGACUCAACAAGGAGUACAAAAUCAACAGAGAAAAGUACUACCAUCGUUAG
This is a messenger RNA of Huiozyma naganishii CBS 8797, 2508 nucleotides long. RefSeq names its product translation initiation factor eIF3 core subunit c (gene NIP1). Gene Ontology annotation, cellular component: eukaryotic translation initiation factor 3 complex. Gene Ontology annotation, biological process: translational initiation. Gene Ontology annotation, molecular function: translation initiation factor binding; translation initiation factor activity; RNA binding. The record is from RefSeq and is a predicted model, not a curated record. The transcript has a single exon. NCBI's taxonomy places the organism in Eukaryota, Fungi, Ascomycota, Saccharomycetes, Saccharomycetales, Saccharomycetaceae. Bases 1 to 2508 code for a protein of 835 amino acids.